Messenger RNA from Phytophthora sojae, 1095 nucleotides. RefSeq lists its product as hypothetical. Gene Ontology annotation, biological process: fatty acid metabolic process; acyl-CoA metabolic process. Gene Ontology annotation, molecular function: fatty acyl-CoA hydrolase activity; long-chain fatty acyl-CoA binding. Gene Ontology annotation, cellular component: cytosol. The transcript is spliced from 5 exons. Lineage: Eukaryota; Oomycota; Peronosporomycetes; Peronosporales; Peronosporaceae. The record is from RefSeq and is a predicted model, not a curated record. The coding region runs from base 1 to 1095 and encodes 364 amino acids.
AUGCAGACCAUCGGAGACCAAACGUUCGUGAACCCGCGGGACACGCGCCUCGCAUUCGCCGACAUUAUCGGGGAGGAGAGUCUCAGCGGCAAGUUGAUCAGUGCUGGACCCGUCCUAGAGCGCCUCGACAUCUUCGGAGCUGCUGUCGCUGAAAAUGUGGCGUGCAAGGGUAUCGCGACGAUUUCGGUCGAUCGGGUGGAUUUCAAGAGCCAAAUUGCUCACGGAGACCUCGUGCGGCUGGAAGGCGAAGUAAUUUACACGGGGCGCUCGUCCUUGGCCGUCCAGAUCACCGGAUACCGUCACGAUAUCGAGGCGGGCAAGUUCAUCCACACGCUGAGCGCCAUCAUGACGUGUGUGGCGCUGGACGAGAACAUGCGCCCCAGUCCGGGGCUGCCCAAAUUGAUGGACCCGCUGGACCCGGAGUAUGUGCGGAAACACGAGGAGAUCGCCGACCAGCGCAAGGAACUGGCGGCUCGCUGGCGCGCUGUGCAGGAGGAGGUGGACCGGUUGCCGCACGUGUCGGUGGACAUGCUCAAGACGUACGACUACGGCCGGUCGCUGGAGGUCCCGAUCCCGGACACGCUGAUCGAGGUGCAGAACUCGUUCCUGCCCAAGCACCUCAACCGCAACAACACCAUCUUCGGCGGGGAGGUGCUCACGUGGAUGGACAAGGUGGCGCUCUACUGCGCGCGCAACUUCACCAAGAACCAGAAUAUGGUCACGGUCUCCAUGAACCGCAUCUUCUUCAAGCUGCCGAUCACCAUGGACGACAUCGUCACCAUGCACGCGCGGGUCAGCAGCGCUCGCCGCCACCACUUGGAAGUCGAAGUCGAGGUGUUCGUCGGCCGCAUCGGCUCCAAGGAGCGCCGCAAGUCGCACACAGGCUACUUCACGGUCGCGAACCUGGAUCGGUCGUACCGCAUGAAGCAGAUAUCCACGGGCCUGAAGGUGGACGAGAGCGACCAGGAGAGCAUGCGCACGCUGCUCAAGGCCCAGCACCGCUGGCUGUUCGACGACGAGGAGCGCAAGCUGCUGACGCUGGAGCCGCUGUCGCUUUCAACGCCAAACUCCACCAACUUCCGCUUCACGCCGUGA